Pararge aegeria (speckled wood butterfly) is the source of this 2437-nucleotide messenger RNA. RefSeq names its product organic cation transporter protein-like. Gene Ontology annotation, biological process: transmembrane transport. The record is from RefSeq and is a predicted model, not a curated record. Gene Ontology annotation, molecular function: transmembrane transporter activity. Bases 364 to 1821 code for a protein of 485 amino acids. Gene Ontology annotation, cellular component: membrane. The transcript is spliced from 5 exons. Lineage: Eukaryota; Metazoa; Arthropoda; Insecta; Lepidoptera; Nymphalidae.
CAGUAGCUUUAAGCAAUCUACUUACUACAACACUAAGAUCAGAUAAUAGCCGGUUGAUUGUAUAGACCCUAUUGCUGCAAAUUGACGGGAUGGUUAUUAUCUCCUGGUAACUCACCGCCAAUUAAAAUUGCGGCUAUUCCAGUAUCGUGUUUACUCAAUAACUAGUAGCAAUAGAAUAACUUAUGGCUAUUUUGAGACAUAUUUUGACGACCUCCUAUGCCCAGGGUUGAGCGCUGCCUUCUUUGAAAAGAACGGUCACGGGUUCGAAAGACCCUCCUCUUUCGAAUAGACCCGCCAGAGGUCAAGAAACCGAUAAGAGAAACCGAUAAGGGGGUUUAAUAUAACUGCCAUACCAUCGAAAAAAUGUUGGAGACAGAAAUAAAAGACAACGAAAGUCCUAAAAUAGUGGACCCGCUAACGAAGGCUAUAGGGGAAAUCGGAAAAUGGCAAAUAUGGAUAUGCUUUGUGGUAUUCCUCGUUAAAUUUCCAGUCGCCUGGCAUCAAAUGAGUAUUAUCUUUCUAGCGCCUCCGAUGAAUUUCACUUGUUCAAAUAAUGAAACAUACGAUUCCAAAUGCCUAGCUAAUUGCACCGAAUACACAUAUGACCACAGCGUCUUCGGCGAAACUAUUAUUUCGCAGUGGAACCUCGUUUGCGAUAGGCAAUGGCUCAAAAAUUUUACUCAAACUAUUUUCAUGCUUGGAAUUCUAGUUGGCAAUAUGGUCUUCGGACACCUUUCUGACAGGUUUGGAAGAAGACUGCCUUUCUUGGCAGCAGUUUUCCUGCAACUAAUAGCAGGUGUCACAACAGCUUACUCUGUAAACUGGUACAUGUUCACAGCACUUCGGUUUAUACUGGCCAUAGCAACAGGAGGAACUAUGGUCACAAGCUUCGUCCUUACUAUGGAACUGAUCGGCACAAGAUAUAGAGAUACCGUUGGAAUUAUUUAUCAAAUUCCUUUUAAUAUUGGACAUUUAACGCUACCUCUAUUUGGUUACUACUUACGGGACUGGAACAUGUUACAACUAGCGAUUUCACUGCCAUCCAUCUUGUUUCUCAGCUAUUAUUAUCUAUUACCGGAAUCGCCAAGAUGGCUUUUAACUGCUGGAAGAAUUGAUGAUGCCUUGAAAAUUAUAAAAGUAGCAGCAAAAAGGAACGGUCGACCAACCGAAAAUAUAGAGUCAUCAGUGCAGAAGAUGGUGGUGGAAGUAACAAGCAAUCAGGAACGAGCAUCUCUUCUCGCGCUAUUCCGAACUCCACGACUGCGCACGCGAACUCUUGCAAUUUGCUAUAAUUGGUUCGUUUGUGGCUUCUGCUUCUUCGGAGUUUCGCAAUAUAUCGGCCAUGUGUCUGGGAACAUAUUUUCAAAUGUUGCUAUCUCUGCAGCUAUUUUGGUACCAGGCACGCUCAUAUCAAUUUACGCCAACCGGGUUUUAGGCAGGAAGAUAACUCUCAUAAGUUCUAACUGUGUCACCGGCCUCAGUUGUCUACUCAUCACGGUCGUCCCGAGCUCUACUGCAACUCAUUUGACACUCGGCUGUACUGGCUUAUGGGGCAUGAGCAUAUCAUUCGCUACCGUAUAUUUAUAUGCUGGAGAGUUGUUCCCGACUGUAGUGAGAAACUCUGGUGUGGGACUCUCGUCUACUGUUGCUAGAAUUGGAUCUAUGCUAGCACCUUUUGUUGCUACUUUGGCUCAUACAAGCGCUUGGUUACCACCACUAGCUUUUGGUAUCGUUCCAUUGAUUGGCUCCGGUCUUUGUAUUCUACUACCGGAUACACGUGGAAAGAAACUUCCAGACACAUUAGAGGAAGGGGAAGCGUGAAACGUUCUGACCAUAAGUUAUUAGAAACGGAAGUAUUUACCUACAUUUUUUAAAGAUAUGUUUGUCUAACAUAAUUUUACAUAUCACUGUGUAUUAAUUUAAGACUCGUAGAUUCUUGUUUGUAAAUGUUUAAUGGGAAUGUAAUUGAAUGAUCUAUAACCGAAAUUGUUCGAUCGCAUUUCUUUCUUAUUUGGCUGAAUCGCAAGUGAGAUAAGAUUUAGCCAUGAAUAAUAAAAAAAGUCAAAACCAUAUAUAUUUGUUUAAAAAUAUGAUCAACCAAAAACCGACCGAAUCGAACUUUAUCUAUUGAACUAUCCACUAACUCCGGGAAUGGGCCAACUCUGAAAAUUAUCUUCAGUCACAUUUAAAUCUAUUAUCUACCUUGUUACCCAUAACUGGAAACCGGCCUUCUCUCCAAAGGGAAAAAGAGUUUUUUGGCUUAGACCUACCAUGCUGUUCCAAUAUAGCACAGUCCUUACACUGUAAAAUACAGUAGGUUAGGGGCUGGAAGUAAAGGAGACGCUAUUAUUUCAAUGCAAUGUAAUAUCCAAAUUUUAAAAGGACAUUUUGAAUUUUUUUAUGCUAAAACGCCUAAUUAAAAUGACAUAUGCACAUA